Postia placenta MAD-698-R-SB12 is the source of this 680-nucleotide messenger RNA. RefSeq lists its product as hypothetical. NCBI's taxonomy places the organism in Eukaryota, Fungi, Basidiomycota, Agaricomycetes, Polyporales, Adustoporiaceae. The transcript has 2 exons. The record is from RefSeq and is a predicted model, not a curated record. The annotation marks the transcript as partial.
GUCGCUGGUGACGUUCGCCGUCCGUUUCGUAUGACCGUCAGGCGCCGGUCCUACCCUCGCCACCAGCUCGCUGCCUCUGACUUGUUCCGACAUUUCGCGUCCACGCAAACGCCGCGUUCCCUCGCGCUUGAAGCAUUCACGGACCCGCAACUUCCGGAAGCUCACCGCGCUCUCGUUCUAGCUUUCUGCGCGUACUCGAGGUCGGACCCGCAGAUGUUAUCUUACAGGCCACGAUAUCCCCGCUGGAUAACAUACACGCUGCAAUGCUCUGUCACGGCGUCGCCGCCUAUACCACCGUCAAAUCCCGUCUCAGCUUCGGCGCCCCGAUGUUGCUGACGGCGUCGAACGGUUUGCAGCGCACAAGCGUCUAUUGUCCCCGCACAUAGUAGGACUCCGCGAUUACCCGUUCGUCCCGAAUUGUUCCUCUCUAGGAUUGAAGCAGCGUGAUUGGUUCAUAUCCAUUUGCCUUGCAGCGACCUUCAAGUCUCCCCGAGUCGGGUGCAUACGGCCUCUAACGUUUUGAAGAAAGGACUGAAAUAGAUUGCCUGGAGCAUGAAUAAAUGCAGACUGAAUGAUCUUCCGUUGGGCCUUGGAGACAUGAAUCAGAAUUCGGAAUUGUUUAGUAUCCUUGACAAGAAAAUGAAAAGACCAGAGUACCAUGCAUGAUCUCAUGGGCACAU